AUGUCUAUGAAUUUAAGUGCACGCAAAAUGAGUCACACUGAAAAAGGUUUCGACGCGGGAACCAAUGAAAAUAGCGAAUUAUUAACUAAUCAAAUGAUGGCGGAAGGCGCCAAUUUGCUCCAAUUAAUCGAGGAAAAUACUCUGUCAGUCAAACCUAACCAUACUUUGAGGCUUUUAAAAGAGGCCAUUGAACAUGUGUCGGAAGGUAAACCCUUAGAUGAUAAUAUCGAUUCGAAAGCGAAAGGUUCGAUCAAAUUGGUAGAAAAGAUUUUGAUUCCUCAGAAAGAAUUUCCUUUCAUAAACUUCAAAGGUCAUCUACUUGGAGCUGGUGGCAAAAUUUUGAGAAAGAUUCAAGAUGAAACGGAAAGCAAAAUCAUGAUAUUAGGCGCUGGUUCAAUGAAGGAUAACGCGAUCGAAGAGGAAUUAAAGAGGAGCGGAAAUUCCAUGUACAAACAUUUAGAAGAGCCAUUGCAUAUAUGCGUAGUCUCGGAAGGGCCACCCAUGAUUGCCUUUACAAAAAUGGGCUUAUCUUUAAAAGAAAUAACUAAACUGUUAAUUCGUGUCGGAAUCGGAUCCACUAUGAAUGCGGCCUAA
Gordionus sp. m RMFG-2023 is the source of this 594-nucleotide messenger RNA. RefSeq names its product KH domain-containing, RNA-binding, signal transduction-associated protein 3-like. The record is from RefSeq and is a predicted model, not a curated record. Gene Ontology annotation, biological process: regulation of alternative mRNA splicing, via spliceosome. Gene Ontology annotation, cellular component: nucleus. The transcript is spliced from 4 exons. Lineage: Eukaryota; Metazoa; Nematomorpha; Gordioida; Chordodea; Parachordodidae. Gene Ontology annotation, molecular function: mRNA binding. The coding region runs from base 1 to 594 and encodes 197 amino acids.